AUCGCGGCCUGGCGAAUCGAUACCAGCCUCUAAAUGGGUCAACACGUCUCCCGAACAGAUUUCGAGUGGGUUUACAAUGACCAGCCGCACACGAGCCGCCGCAGUAUCAUGCUACAAAAGUAUCCUCAAAUUAAGAAGCUGUUCGGACCGGACCCACAGUUCAAGUACAUCGUAUCGGCUAUGGUACUAACGCAAAUCGUCAUGCUCUACGUGAUGCAGCAUCAGUCGUGGAAAAUGAUUACCAUUGUCGCUUACUGCUUCGGCGGUGUUAUCAACCACUCUUUGAUGUUAGCCAAUCACGAAAUUUCUCACAACAUGGCGUUCGGAUACGGAAGGCCGUUGGCGAACCGAUUGUUCGGUAUGUGGUGCAACCUUCCUAUCGGAAUACCGAUGUCGGUUUCUUUCAAGAAAUAUCACACCUUGCACCAUAGAUAUUUGGCAGAUGAAAGGCUGGAUCCGGACGUACCGAGCAUUCUUGAAGCGAAGCUGUUCUGCAAUACUUUUGGAAAGUUUAUCUGGCUGAUUCUUCAACCUUUGUUCUACGCUAUAAGGCCACUAUUCGUCAACCCACUCCCAGUUGAAAAACUGGAGAUGCUAAACACUGCCAUACAACUGACAUUCGAUGGCCUGGUGGUGGCAAUUUUCGGGUGGAGAAUGCUGGCCUACCUAUUGAUUGGGUCAUUUCUAGCUAUGGGUCUACAUCCUGUGGCCGGUCAUUUCAUCGCCGAGCAUUAUAUGUAUGCCAAAGGGUUCGAAACGUACUCCUACUAUGGCCCAUUGAACUGGAUUACGUUCAACGUCGGGUAUCACAACGAACAUCAUGACUUCCCGGCCAUUCCUGGGAGCAAGUUGCCCGAGUUGAAGAAAAUCGCUCCGGAAUUCUACGAAAGCAUGCCACAACACACGUCCUGGGUGCGUGUCAUGUAUGAUUUUGUGAUGGAUCCCGCCAUCGGACCUUACGCCCGAAUCAAACGCAGGGCAUUCGAGAGGGCGGGAUGAUUAGACAUAUCAGUGUGACUGGAUGCCAUGGAACAAUAAUCAAUAAAAUUGGAUUAAGUGAUGUUUUUAGAAUAUUUGUACAUUAUUAUUUAUGUUAAUAAAAUAUUUAUUAAAUCAACAAAGUAUUAGCACCAUCCGCAAUCGAAAGAAAGCAUAUUAUAUUCGAUAAUUGUCAGUAAUGGCAAUUUGCAGGAAUCUUAAAAUCAAUCAUUCUCGGGUACUUAUUCAAAAGGACGUAUGUGAUUUUGUAAACAAAGAUUCAACCGUGGAUUUUGAAUAAGUACCCGAGCAUUGUUUUUUUGCUUUUCUCGUACAACAACCGAAAGACUAUCAUUCCACUCAAAAAUCGAUCGUUUCAUAGAAGGCUAUGAAACCCAUGAUGUUAUAACCCAAUCGACUCAGCUUUUCGAACUAAAAAAAUGUUUGUCUGUCCGUGCGUAUGUGUGUGUGUACACAUGGAACCCAAAAGCAUUAGCAAACUUUUCAUAU
Armigeres subalbatus is the source of this 1488-nucleotide messenger RNA. Its product is annotated as sphingolipid delta(4)-desaturase DES1-like. Gene Ontology annotation, biological process: ceramide biosynthetic process. Gene Ontology annotation, molecular function: sphingolipid delta-4 desaturase activity. The record is from RefSeq and is a predicted model, not a curated record. NCBI's taxonomy places the organism in Eukaryota, Metazoa, Arthropoda, Insecta, Diptera, Culicidae. The transcript is spliced from 2 exons. The coding region runs from base 34 to 999 and encodes 321 amino acids. Gene Ontology annotation, cellular component: membrane.